Messenger RNA from Engraulis encrasicolus (European anchovy), 3065 nucleotides. RefSeq names its product zinc finger protein 808-like. NCBI's taxonomy places the organism in Eukaryota, Metazoa, Chordata, Actinopteri, Clupeiformes, Engraulidae. Gene Ontology annotation, biological process: regulation of transcription by RNA polymerase II. Gene Ontology annotation, molecular function: RNA polymerase II cis-regulatory region sequence-specific DNA binding; DNA-binding transcription factor activity. The record is from RefSeq and is a predicted model, not a curated record. The coding region runs from base 536 to 2965 and encodes 809 amino acids. The transcript is spliced from 2 exons.
GAAGGUGGCGCCAUUGCACCAUAAUUUGUUUGAUAACAUUAAUCACAUACAAGAAGAAGUUAAAAAGAAAAACAUACACACACGAAUGCACGAUAGAAAGUACCAAACAAGACACAUGAUGGUCGUUAAACAAUCAAUCAAUGAUGUAUGAGACGGAGAGAAAGAUAAGUGGUGAGUUCAGUAGAACUAUUUUAAUAACAGAAUUCCUACACGUAGAGUAAGUUAUCCUAAUCACUGUGUAGCCUGCGUCAAAAUCCCAACGAGAGCGUUCAGGUGUUUGUACAAUUUUAAGAAGUGGUGAAGGAUCACUCACUGUCACCGCUCAUCUGUUUAGAAGGUGCACUUUCAGGGUUGAAUGGGACUUUGAUACAAAAAAGAGAAUCUCCUCGCACUUCAAGUCUUUUUGUGUAAAACUUCAUCAGGCCUGAUGAAGGUCUAAGAUGUUGGAAGAAUGCUAAAAUGAAAACAAGAGAAGCCAUCAGACAGAAGGUCAGACUACGGACAUAAACCAGUUAAACAGCAACUGCUGCAACAUAUGGCAGAAAGGACGAACAGGAGCAUCGCAUUACCAGUCAGACAGUCAAUGGAGGCUGUUGAGAUGUCAUCACCCCGUGAUGUGAAGAUGAAGGAAGAGUGGGACAACAUGGGUGGCACAGACUGCGAGGCAGCAUUAUCCAUGCCAUGGCCUAUCAAAUCAGAGCCUGACGUAGGCCUAUGCUUUUCUGAUCCACAGUCACACCCAAUAGAGACUGGUUGCUGUGGCCUGGAUAGCAGUGGGAAUGAAGUUAAGGUUUUGGACAUUAAAAGUGAGAUUGAGAGUUGUAGUGUGGGUGGCUCUGAAAACGAAUGUAAGCCUCUUGACAUUAAAACUGAGAUAAAGUCAGAGCUGACUGAAGAGUACCAACCUUCAGAACUUACUAGAUGUGUGGCGGAUUCACCAGAGAACCAUGUCAUGCCAAAAGAGGAGAGCAUUGUUGGCGAUGAGCCUGGCAGUGAUGCUCAGAAGGAUGCAGAGGGCAGUAUGAAUAUAAAGAGUCUGGAAGAAAUGCAGGAAGUUGAGUGUGAUGCUGAGGUGUUGAUGCCCAAAAAGAAAAGAAAAAGAUCUGAUAGAGGCAGGGACAAAGGACCUUUUCCCUGCCCCACCUGUGGAAUAUCAUUCACACUUCGGUGUAACUUGAGCAAACAUAAAGUCGUGCACAGCAAGGAGAAACCACACGCGUGUCAUCUGUGCGGAAAAAGCUUCUCACGCUCAGACUAUCUGAAGAACCACAUGCUGAUUCACACCACUGGAAAGGGAAAAAAACGAAAUAGAGGACCUAAAGCUUCAUGUGAUGUGUGCGGGAAGACUUUCGCUGACGUGUUUGUAUUGCGGCAUCACCAGAGAAGACACUUUGAGGACCGGCCCUUCAAAUGCGACCUGUGCAGCAAGGAGUUCAAAGUACGACCAGACUUCCUGCUACACCGGCAGGCGCACACGGGUGUUAAUUCAUUCAGGUCAUAUAUGUGCAAAACGUGUGGACAGCACUUCACCAGGUUGCAAAGUCUUCAGAAACAUCAGAUUGUCCAUACUGGUGAGACACCUUUCAGCUGUCCUCACUGCCAGAAGGAAUUUAAAUCUAAAUGGGGACUGACAUGUCACCUGAAGAAAUGCACAGACACACAACCUCUGUGGCGCCCACCCAUAAAGCCAAGGCCAAUCCGGCCAAGGCGACACGGCUGCCCACACUGUCAAAAGAAAUUUCAGAUGAAGUGGAUACUAGAACGUCAUUUGGUAACAUGCAAAGUGGCAUUAAUGUUUGGCAGUGAUGUUCAGAAGGAUGCAAAGGCCAGUGUGAAUAAGGAGAGUCUGGAGGAAAGACCGGAAACUGAGUGUGAUGCUGAUGUGGUGAUGCCCAAGAAAUCACACCAAGAUGGACGUAGCUCCUCCAGUAAAGCUGAUGAAGCAGCAGAGACUCUCCCUGAAAGCUCGAGGAAGCGACGUGGGAGAAAAAAGGGCACUGACAGACGCAAGGAGGAAGGACCGUUCCCUUGCCUCACAUGUGGAAAAUCAUUCAAAAUUCAGAGUUCCUUGUCCAGACAUAAAAACCGACACGCCAGAGAUGAAAGUGACAGAGUGUCAUGUGAUGUAUGUGGGAAGAGCUUCAUUGGCGUGCUCGCAUUGCGGCAUCACCAGAAAAGGCACACAGCGGAGGCCAAGGCCAGUGUGAAUAAGGAGAGUCAGGAGGAAAGACAGGAAACUGUGUGUGAUACUGACGCGGUGAUGCCCAAGAAAUCACACCAAGAUGGACAUGGCUCUGACAGCGAAGCUGAUGAAGCAGCAGAGGUGGUCCCUGAAAGCUCGAGGAAACGACGUGGGAGAAGAAAGACCAAUGACAGACACGAGGACAAAGGACCGUUCUCCUGUCCCACAUGUGGGAAAUCAUUCAAAUUUCAGACUUCCUUGUACAAGCAUGAAAUCCGGCACGGCAGAGACAAAAGUGGCCGAGCUUCAUGUGAUGUAUGCCGGAAGAGCUUUGUUAACGUUCUUGCAUUGCGGCAUCACCAGAAAAGGCACACAGAGGACCGGCCCUUCAAGUGCCACCAGUGCAGCAAAGAGUUCAAAGUUCGGCAAGACUUCACAUCUCACAUGAAGACACACACAGGUUUGAAGCCAUACGUGUGCAAAGAAUGUGGACAGGGCUUCACCAGGGCGCACAGCCUUCAGAAACACCUACGUGCACAUACUGGAGAGAUGCCUUUCAGUUGCUCUCACUGCCAAAAGAAAUUUCAGACAAAAUGGGGACUGUCGAGUCAUUUGAAAAAAUACAGAUGUACACAGAUGGACAACAGCUGGUGUGCACCCAUAAUGCCAAGGCCAACAGUGCCAAAGCAGCACUGCUGUCCACAAUGCAAAAAGAAAUUUAAGUUGAAACGGAUACUAACACGUCACAUGGAAAAAUGUGAAGUUGCAUUAACAUUGAGUUGACUCAAAAUAUGUAUAUUUUUUGUUAUAUGUUUUGUUUGUUUGUUUGUUUACACAUAUGCUCCAGCUGAAGACUCAUGGCUCAAUAAAAAUUGUGUGUGUA